Molecule: messenger RNA, 2763 nt
Organism: Nematostella vectensis (starlet sea anemone)
Lineage: Eukaryota; Metazoa; Cnidaria; Anthozoa; Actiniaria; Edwardsiidae
Product: proteoglycan 4
Exons: 6
Coding region: 314-1993 (559 amino acids)
Source: RefSeq, a predicted model, not a curated record
AAAUGGACAUAUAAUAGUCAUGUUUUUGCCGUUUCUCAAAGAUUUUAUUCCCGUUUUAUUGUGUAGUUGUGUAGUUUUAUUGGUAUACCUGUGGAACUAGUGCCAGUCUUCUACAGCUCUAGUGCGCGCCAUUUUUUGAAACGAAAUCCGAGGAAGGAGCAAAUGUUCUCCAAAUCACUCGGAAAUUCGCUUCGAUUUCAGCAAUUCUUUAAACACUCGAAUCUCGCCUGGUUUAAAUUAUGCACCUAGCUUCGUAGUCAUGCUAUCUAGAUUGUGAGACCUGUUUUGGGGGCAAACAUUUUCACACUUUCCUAUGGAUGUUGACAAGGAAUUCGAGUUUGAGUGCCCCCAAUAUUUCGACUUUGAAAAUGCGCUGUUACCGGACCAAGACACACCGUUAUCACCGGGAUUAAACAGUUCCUGGUUUGAAAGAGAUCACCCUCUCCAUGAACCAACAAAUCCAGUUAGUCGUGAGGAGGCUCUCAAACCCCUUAUCAACCUCAAUGAACUUAGGCCUGUUCCAGCCAAAAAACCUGUUCAAAAACCAGCAAACCCUCCAAAUAAAUGCAAAACGGCAAAGAAAUCAAUGGGCAGAAAUAAGCCUUUUGUGAGGCUAAAACGAGGUGAACAUGGGCCCAAUAUGCAACAGCAGGGAGGAACUAAAACAGCUGUGCAGAGGAAGAAAUCUGUUGGUGUUGUGAAACUCAGAGGGAACUCUAAUGUUGUGGCAGAGAAAAGGGAUAUUGUUGGAAAUGAAUUUAAUUUAGGCCAAGGGAAUGUUUUUACCCCUCCAUGGAGACAACAUUAUGACUCUCCCGUCAGAGCUGCCUCAUGCAGUAUUCCUGAGUCACCUAAAAGCAGCAUAACAAAAACAGUUUCACCAUCUGGCAACCAGUCCCAACAGCCCAAACAUGCGGCAGCACCAAACGCAUCAAAGUCAGCUAUGACCUCCAGCUUACUCGCGGCGGCACCAAACGCAUCAAAGUCAGCUAUGACCGCAGCCCUAUCAUCCUCCAGCUUACUCGCGGCGGCAGCAUCAACCCAUGCUGCUUCUCUCUACUCUCCUUGCCGAGCCUCACCCAAGGACUCUCUGCUUGCUAAAGCCACUGUUGGCCCUUGCCAGAAAAAUCGCCCUCGCCGACUUCUUCCCAAGACUCCACUUGAGAGCGAGGGAGCCCCUGCAAUGAUUCCUUUAAGGGCACCCCUCAGGUCGGACAAGGAUGACCUGAAUUCCCCGCCACUCACUCCUGACGAGACAACAUCCAGGGAUGCAGAAUCCACCACACCCGAACCCACCCCCUCCCCCACCAUAGCACCAUCCCGAGCUACAACAAGCUGCUCGUCUGCGCGAGAGGAAGGGGAUGGCAGUAGUAUGAGGGAAAAGUUGGGUGAUCUUGAACAACCUCAGGAGGAAACAAAAGUCCUGAGUGUGGAGGAAAUGCUGAAGUUGCAUAAUAAACGAGUCGUGUCGGCCAAUGCCAAGUACGACCAGAAUGGACGCAGGAUUCGGCCAGGCCCAACCUCAUUCUGCCCUGCUCCAGAUCGGCCGGGUCAGACGGCUGAGGACAAAGCCAAAGCCACCAAAUCAUCAAGACGAUCUGUCCACUCAACCUCGGGGAAGCGACCUUCAACAGUUGCUGAAAACAAGAAACCUUUGCCUAAAAACAAGAAUCGUCGUUCUUGCAUCGCGGCCCCUGUAACAACAUCCUCGAGUACAACGAGUGACAACUCCAAGGACACUCGUCUCGCGGCCGCCAAAGCCAUGAAGCGCUCAAUCAACACCGCCGAGAUGGAGAAAGCGCAGAAGAACAAGCGGCGAUCAUGUGUUGUAGAAAGUACAACCACUGGGAAGACUGGGAGCAAGCAGAAAAGACGAUCGUGUAUGGCGGCACCCCAGGCAGCGAUAGACCGCGCAGACGAGGAAUUAAAGGACUUGAUAGCGAGACACAACCAACGUCUUACAUCGAAGAGUUGCUCAUCUGAACACAGAUGAACACCUCGAUGCCUUAAUUAAUUCGCAGCUACCGUCACAGGCAGCUUUACCCCCUGUCCCCUGAAGCGCGUAGCAUGUUUCCUAUCCCAUAGCCAGCAGUCCACCUAUGUCUAUUAACUGAUGAAUAAUGUAAAGUGGUCAAUGGGUGUAUGUUUCACUUAAAUUCUCCGGCCGAAGACAUAACACACGGAACGUGAUGCUGCUUGCACGAUUCGCUUGCCCACACGACCGUGAAUCGUGAUGCAAGCCACGCGGCUAAAAUACCUGAAUAUCUUGUUAUAGUCGGAUUGUAGAGUUUCUAUAUACGGUCUUACGAAUCUUUGUGAGUCGUGACCCUCGCACAAACCCCUCUCCCCCUCGUGAUGACCACGCCUCUUAUCCGUCGUAAUAAAAUUAAUUGAUGGAAUAGGAAUAAGGUAAUCACUAAUAAGAAUCAUUUGCAUCACAAGAAUUAGGUGUUUUUAGUGUUGAAGUUCGCGUCGAAUUCUUGAACAGUUCCUUGCAAGGACAGCAGUGUUGCGUAUCCUCGAAAACGACUAGACUCCUAUGAGCAGUCUAACUAUCAAAUGGAACUUUAAACUUUGUCAAGGAAUUAGCAAGUACAGUUAUACUUUACUAGUAAGCCUAUAAUGUAAUUGGUAUAAGAAUCGAAGAAUUUGUAGACAUAUCCAAGUUGACAUGAUGCACAUGAAUGUAAAUAUAUUAUUGCUAAAUUGUUAAAUGCGAUGUAUAGGUUUAUUCUCAGACUCCAAUAAAAAUGAAAUCCAUAA